CCAGAAAGUCAGUAUUAUCGGUCUAAAACUAAGUAACGUACAGUCGCAAUGUUACGAAGGGAAUUGUCCAUAUUCGGGACGUGUCCAAGUUUCCUUUCACGUUGCCAAAUCAACUAAGUUUAAAUGAAACUUGCUUUCGAAGUCGCGAUGUUCCGUGGAAUAUUGUUUUUGUUGUUUAUUAGCGUCUGUGGCGAAGACACUGAAGUGAUAAACGCCGGGAAAGCGGCAGACAUAGACUAUUCGGAUUUAGCGGGGGAGGCGGAGCGACACAAACAUGAGAUAUUGAAAUUCUUAAACCAAACGCGUGUUCAAGAAAAGUACAAAACGAUGUACAAAUGCUUGCUCUCAAAACUGUUAGAAAGCGCGCCGCAGAAUCGAAGAGGCUCUACCAGGCGCAUAGUGUCAGGGCGCAACACGUCGAUAGCAGCAGUCCCGUGGCAGGUGUCCCUGCGGGAGAAGACCUAUCCCAUUUGCGGGGGCUCCGUCAUCACCGACCUGUGGCUGCUCACUGCUGCCCACUGUCUCUUGAGGGCCCGCUCAAGCGAACUGAGCGUCCGCCUGGGUUCCUCAUGGAAGACGCAUGGGGGCGAGAUGUAUGACGUCAAAGAGUGCUUCGUGCACCCACGCUACGUCAGCAAGACCAAGAUCAACGACGUGGGGCUGGUGCGACUGUACUCACCGCUCCGCUUCUCCGAGAGGGUGCUGCCGAUCAAGCUGGUGGCGAGGGAAGCCAGGCUGCCGGCUGAUGUGCCGGCUAUUGUUUCUGGAUGGGGGAAGUUGAAGGAAGGGGGUCCAAGCGCGACGUACCUCCAGUCGUCCACCAUCAAGACGGUGGCCAUGAAGCUGUGCAAGCACUCGGGGCUGGACCGCAAGGCCAUCGACCCGCCAUCCAUGUUCUGUGCGGGCUCCUUCACGCAGCCUUCGCCUGACGCUUGCCAGGGUGACAGCGGCGGGCCUAUCGUAAGCGACGGCGUGCUGAUCGGCGUGGUGUCUUGGGGCCUUGGCUGCGCGCGCGGGAACUUUCCCGGCGUUUAUACGCGUCUCUCGCACCACAUCAUCUGGGACUGGGUGCAUCAACACAUCACUAGGAAGCCCGACACAUGACGAAGGCUUUAUUGCAAUUGGGUAAUAUGCAUUUUCGAGAACGACAUAAUAUGUUUGAACACUAUUAGGCGUGUUUCUGAUGAAUUACAGAAUUUUAAUUUGCUUACAGUGCCCUUUUCGAAAUUGCAUAUUCAUUCGUUAGUUGUGUAGUAUUUAUGUGUGUUUGUGCAGAACAUUUAAAACUACGAUAAAUAAAGUAUUUUCAUGUGGA
Messenger RNA from Ostrinia nubilalis (European corn borer), 1315 nucleotides. RefSeq names its product trypsin delta-like. NCBI's taxonomy places the organism in Eukaryota, Metazoa, Arthropoda, Insecta, Lepidoptera, Crambidae. Bases 124 to 1104 code for a protein of 326 amino acids. The transcript has 6 exons. Gene Ontology annotation, molecular function: serine-type endopeptidase activity. Gene Ontology annotation, biological process: proteolysis. The record is from RefSeq and is a predicted model, not a curated record.